Messenger RNA from Macrosteles quadrilineatus (aster leafhopper), 450 nucleotides. RefSeq lists its product as uncharacterized. The transcript is spliced from 2 exons. The coding region runs from base 1 to 450 and encodes 149 amino acids. NCBI's taxonomy places the organism in Eukaryota, Metazoa, Arthropoda, Insecta, Hemiptera, Cicadellidae. The record is from RefSeq and is a predicted model, not a curated record.
AUGGUUCCACAGGAUGCGGAAUCUCCGCCAUGCGUAACCAGCAGUGGUCAUACGUCCGGUCUACUAUACCAUCUACUAGCCACCAUCCACAACACAACAUCUGCUAUCCACCAUCUACCAUCCACAAUUCCACAUCUACCAUCUACAACCCAACAUCUGCUAUCCACCAUCUACCAUCCACAAUCCACCAUCUACCAUCCACAAUCCAACAUCUACCAUCUACAACCCAAUAUCUGCUAUCCACCAUCUACCAUCCACAAUCCACCAUCUACCAUCCACAAUCCGACAUCUACCAUCUACAACCCAACAUCUGCUAUCCACCAUCUACCACCCACAAUCCAACAUCUACCAUCUACAACCCAAUAUCUGCUAUCCACCAUUACCAUUCCCAAUCCAACAACUACCACCCAUAAUCCACAAUCCACCAUCUACGAUAAGAGGGUACUUUAA